Molecule: messenger RNA, 4038 nt
Organism: Cordyceps fumosorosea ARSEF 2679
Lineage: Eukaryota; Fungi; Ascomycota; Sordariomycetes; Hypocreales; Cordycipitaceae
Product: Nucleolar 27S pre-rRNA processing protein
Exons: 2
Coding region: 1-4038 (1345 amino acids)
Biological process (GO): ribosome biogenesis
Cellular component (GO): nucleolus
Source: RefSeq, a predicted model, not a curated record
AUGACAAUGGACGCCGACGAUCUCAUCAAGAUUGUACGAGGACUGGACCAGAGCGGUCCAGGCGAGGAUGGAAAGAAUUUGGAUCUCCUAUGGUCCAAGCUAGUCGCGUCAUCGGAUGAAUCGUUCCACGCCGCCGAGGAGAGCACGCUGCGAUGGCUGCUCAAGGUCAUGAACGGCAAUGCGACCACCGCCGAAGCCAUGCGCCGCCAUCCGCUGACCUGGACUAUGCUCGACUGCGUAUUCGCACGAAUCCCCCUUUUCUCUCUCGCCAAAUCCCUAGCUGAUCGAAAGUUCGUUGCGGUCCUUCAACAAACGCUCAAGGACAUCUCGACCGUCGCCGGCGACAAUACCGAGCACACCGCCACCAAGAAGCGAAAGCGAUCGUCGCCAGCGCCGUUCGGAAGCGACGAGACGAGACAGCCGCACGGCCGCCUUUCCACUGCCAAAUCACUGUUGAACACGCUCAAGUCACUACUGGACCGUCUCGACGACGCGACGGCUACGACCGCCCGAGACAACAUUGGUGCUGAGCAUAUCAGGUCCUUGUUCUGCAUGUCGGCUGUAGAUACGGCUGCGCUUCUGGUACCCGUGUUUUCCGUCUGUCAGCUCCUUAUCGAUACUGAAAUGUACGACACCGAAGGCGCCGAAGAAUGGGUUGCGGUGGCGUCGUCGCUUUGGAGCUUGCAUAUGCAGGGCGACGACGACAUGUCCAAGGCUGCUGGCCUGCUGUUCACUACUCCGGCCUCCAUUUUGAGUGAUUUAGAAAACUUAUCGGGAAAGGGCCCCAGCAAUGCACCAACCACGCUCAAGUCGAAAUGGAGCGCGGACUUGCAGCAGUUCCUCCAGCGCAGCUUGAUCCUUCCCUGUCGAACGACGUUCCUAAAUCGACAAGAUUUUGCCGCCAUUACCGUCGCAUUGGGUGCAUCGGAGGAAAAGAUUCACUUUACGGCACCUUCACUGUAUUUCCUGGCCACAAGGUCCUCAGACACAAACGCUGAAGGCGAGAGGCGCAAAAAUGCAGUAGAAUGGAUGAAGCGAGUGUUUGAAGAGAUUGAAAAAGCUGUGCACGACAACCCAGACCGCAACGCCCUCAUCGAACUCAUACUUCGCCAAGCGAUCGGAAACUCUACACCCGUCGACGUGAAAAAUUUGCGAGAGAUUGCCCGCGGGUAUGUUUUGGAGCAGCGGCGAACAGACUGGACACUGCUUGGUAGCAUCGUGACGUGCGACCCUGCAGUAUUUCAAACCAGUGGAGACGGCAGCGAUCUACUGGUGUCGAUUUGCGACAAAAUUUCAAAGUCUACUUCGAGCGAGUCGCAGCAGCCAAUCGCUGAGGUCCUGGGCGCGAUACGACAAAGCUUCGUAAUUCGACGCGAUCUCGUAGCGUUUCUGCAGCUAUGGUUCACAGAGCUAAGGAAGGCCGAAGAAAAGGGGCAAGCGAAGACAUCGCCUUGGUUCGGGGAAGGGCCAAAGCACUACAAGGGCAAGUACUUGCGCGACUUGAUCGAGAAAGAGUUGAGCGCAUCUCAGCUUUCCGAAUUUGUUGCCUGGCUCGAGUCACAACCCACACAAUCCAGUCCCAACUCCCUUUGUGCAAUCAAUGACACUAUAUCCAAGGGCUUGAAACGAGAGACGUUUAUCGACGCGGUUGACCUGCGGCUCUUCCAGAUGACAUGGACGGCUUGCGCCGAGUUGGCUGAUUUACCGGCUAGAUGGCGCAUCAGCUCAAAAACAAUGGCAUGGGCAAAACCAGAUGGGAGAACUGUCGUAUGGCAGUCGUUGAAGGACAAGGUCAAGCAGACUCUAAAAAAGGGCUCAUUAGACGCCGAGGAUACGUUCGAGUGUUUCCGCUUCUGCUAUAGUGCCUGGGAUGCUUUAACGACAGAUGCUGAUACAGUCAAGGAGCCAACCAAGCUGAUACAGAACUUUUCUGAGCGCCUCGCCAAAAAAGUCAUGUCAGAAUCUGCAAUCCAGAAAAUCACAAUCCUGGAUGGGGCUGAUGCUGAGGUCUAUGCCUUUGACAAUCAACUGCCAGCAGCUUGCUACUUGGACGUCUUCCUUUCCGGGGGCAGUCGAUUCAACCGGUUGUUCUCAAUGUCGAAUGACACUGUCCCUGAGCCGUUGAAAAAUGCGAUAACAACCUCCGAGCUUGCUACCAAGGAUAAGCGGGUUCUUUGGCAAAAAGUAUUCUCUAACGACAUAAAUCUCAACGAGGCAAAGCUUGCGAGAACGCUGGUUGAUCAAGUUAUCGACGCGCUAGAUCAGUUGGGCAAAGAAAAAGGCUGGCCGGGUAGCGACGCGACCCUCAUUAUUCAGAUUCUGAGUCGCAUUCCGCUCGACAGUUUUAAUCGGUGGCAGCGCGAAAAGAUCGUCAACACGCUGAAUAAAAGCAGCGGCAAAAUGAUCAAGUCUCCAGAGAAGACGCUUCUGGCUUCUUGGAAACAAAUACUGAGCCUGGUAACCAAACUGAUGGCGCGAGCGACAUUCUACGACGGGAUGACGUUUGAUCAUCUUGUCAUACUGGCUGAAGCCGUUUCUGUCUGCAUGGCAAAAACUUCUACUAGCGACGAGGAGACUUUGGAGAUGAUUGAGCGCUUCUCUCAGAUGGCAUCUUCCGUUAUUCGCCAAAUGGCGGAUCAGGUGGACGAGAGAAGUACAAAAUACUUUGGCGAGUGCUCUAAGUAUAUUACUGCGACGACCACAAGCAACUUCAAGCAACUCCAUGGUCUUCAUUACUCAUUAAUCAAGUCAUUGCUUUCCGUUGUCUCACGAUCACCAAAUACGCAAAACAACGAUGAGCUUACCAAGCUCGUUGCUGAAGGUCAAAGUAUGCUGGCCAAGGCCAUCAUGUCUGUCAUCAACCCUCUCAUUACGGCCAAGGCGCUUCCAUCCGCGGCCUCUUCGAAAGAGAGACUUGAACUUCUAGCGGCAACAGACGCCGCGCCCUCCGCUGCUCCGCUUGCACAAUUCUACAACGGCAAGCCUGCGCCCCUGCAGACGUUUGCCAACAACUGCAGCAGUAAGAUGGUAGAGGGAGAUGUUCUCGCUUGGAAAGUCCAGAUUCUAUUGCGCAAUGAAUUGCCUGCCGCGUUACAGCUACCAGCGCCUAAGACAUUCGAUGCGCUCUCGCCACUCCCACGGAAGCUUCAAUCGAGGCUCCUAUGCGACUUGACAAACUCAAUCACGAAGUCUCUGAGAGUACAAGAGAAAUUAGCGUACCUGCGAGACCUUGUCGAUGCACUGCGCGCCGGCUGCUUCACAGAUAGCCAGACCCUGGCAAUACAAGAAGUGGUAAGCCAGCUUGUUAGUUCGCCAGAGUAUCAGGGCAAGUUUGAAGGCUACGACCUUGCCGCAGCCUACAGUGAGAUUGUCACGCUGCUCAGCAAAGCCCCGGCGCCGGGCAACGUCAGUCUGUGCCGCACGCUGCACUCCCUCCUCGAGCGAAAACCGCAGGCCGUCAGCCAGUGGGACGUGGAAGCCACGCUGAGCACCAUCUGCGAGCUGUGUCCCGUCCAAGGGACCGGGGGGUUGCCGUAUGUCUGGCUGUGCAGGCUCACCGACGUGAUCAUUAAGAAGCACCGGCUGCGUCUCGAGGGCCACUACCACCUGCUGCUGACCGUGCUGCAAGCGCUGCUGGAGCGGCUCGUCGUCGGCGAGACGGGCGGCGCAGGGGACGCGUCGCGGGAGGCCAAGGCGCACGCCUACGCGCGCCUCAUCACGCUGGUGUGCGAGCCCACGGCCGGCGCCGUGUCGCGCACGCAGCACCAGAGCUCGCUGGACUCGGCCACGGACGUGGCCAAGCGCUCGGCGGGCCGCCACAUGCACCUGGUGCUCAUGCGGUACGUCCAGCUGCAACUGACUGAGGACGUGCCGCGGCCGCUGCGCGAGGCGCUGGAGCCGGCGAUGAACUCCAUCUUCGACAUCACGCCGCCGGAGGGGCGCAAGAUUCUCAACGAUGCCAUGGACGCGAGCGGGCGAGCCAUCUUGCGAGAAAUGUUCAAGCGAUAUGUCAAGUUUGGGAAAUGGAGCGGAGUUUAA